AUGGUUAAUGUGGGAGUUUUAGAAGAGCCGGAGGCAAUAACAGAUGGCCUGGAGAUUGUGGUUUCACCUAGAAGUCUACACAGUGAAUUAAUGUGCCCAAUUUGUUUGGAUAUGUUGAAGAACACCAUGACUACAAAGGAGUGUUUCCAUCGUUUUUGUGCAGAUUGUAUCAUCACAGCCCUUAGAAGUGGCAACAAAGAAUGUCCUACUUGUCGGAAAAAGCUAGUUUCCAAAAGAUCACUCAGGCCAGAUCCAAACUUUGAUGCGCUCAUCAGCAAAAUUUAUCCAAGUCGCGAUGAGUAUGAAGCUCAUCAAGAGAGAGUAUUAGCCAGGAUCAACAAGCACAAUAAUCAACAGGCACUCAGUCACAGCAUUGAGGAAGGACUGAAGAUACAGGCCAUGAACAGAUUACAGCGAGGCAAGAAACAGCAGAUUGAAAAUGGCAGUGGAGCAGAAGAUAAUGGUGACAGUUCACAUUGUAGUAAUGCAUCCACACAUAGCAAUCAGGAAGCAGGCCCUAGUAACAAACGGACCAAAACAUCUGAUGAUUCUGGGCUUGAACUUGAUAAUAACAAUGCAACAGUGGCAAUUGAUCCAGUAAUGGAUGGUGCUAGUGAAAUUGAAUUAGUAUUCAGGCCUCAUCCCACACUUAUGGAAAAAGAUGACAGUGCACAGACAAGAUAUAUAAAGACUUCAGGUAAUGCCACUGUUGAUCACUUAUCCAAGUAUCUGGCUGUGAGAUUAGCUUUAGAAGAACUUCAAAGCAAGGGAGAAUCAAACCAGAUGAACCUUGACACAGCCAGUGAGAAGCAGUAUACCAUUUAUAUAGCAACAGCAAGUGGCCAGUUCACUGUAUUAAAUGGCUCUUUUUCUUUGGAAUUGGUCAGUGAGAAGUACUGGAAAGUGAAUAAACCCAUGGAACUUUAUUACGCACCCACCAAGGAGCACAAAUGAGCUUUUAAAAACCAAUUUUGAGACUGAACUUUUUUAUAGCCUGUUUCUUUAAUAUUAAAGAUGUACCAUCAUUACUUUUAUGGACAGAUCUUGGAUAUGUUGUUCAAUUUUUCUUUCUGAGCCAGACUCGUUUACACUUUUAGAAUCAUUUCCCCUUAAUUUAAGAUUUACUUUUUGGAAGGGACUAUAGUUAUUCAGUACUUUUGCUUUCCUUUGAAGAAUAUAUCUAAGUUGUGUGCUUUCACAAAGUAUGGUUCCAUUGGGAGCACCUUUGACCUGGGAAUUUUUCAUAGUUCUGUAUUCUUAAGUGAAGAUUCAGUUGGCCGUCCCUUUCCGUCUCCCCUCAAAAGUUUUUUAGGCCUACAGAUUGUUAAUAUGUAUUCUGACUUUUUUCCCUUGUGUAUAUUUAUAGUUUUCUAUAUAAACUGUAGUAUCUUCAUGAAGACUGAGGCUCAAACUUACUGUGCUUAAAAACAAUUCUCAUAGGAUUAUUAUUUUCAUGGUAUUUUCUUCCAUAAUAUCUCGUUUUUAAAAGAGGUUCUUUAUGAACUUGGUGUCCACUGUCAUGCAAUGUUAUUUUUUUUUUCCUUUUUUCCUCCCUGUAAGUUUAGAUGUUCUGGUCUUGGGGAAGAGAAUCAAAACCUUAAGUUCUAUGAGCACAUGGGUCAUUGACAUAUUUCACUGAAGAAAGAAAAAUUAAAUUGAUAGUAAUACGUAGUCCUCAAUUGUUUAUUUAAGCUUUUUGUAUUAGUUCCCACUGUCACUUUAGUUCCUUUAUUAUGUGUUUGAUGUUUUUUUACCCUAUUAAAAUAUCAUAAAUAUGGAGAUAUUUUGCA
This is a messenger RNA of Marmota flaviventris (yellow-bellied marmot), 1790 nucleotides long. The record is from RefSeq and is a predicted model, not a curated record. Lineage: Eukaryota; Metazoa; Chordata; Mammalia; Rodentia; Sciuridae.